Molecule: messenger RNA, 1510 nt
Organism: Sclerotinia trifoliorum
Lineage: Eukaryota; Fungi; Ascomycota; Leotiomycetes; Helotiales; Sclerotiniaceae
Source: the annotation of a GenBank genome assembly
UCUGACAUGGGCUGUAUCAAUACUAUUUCGAAAUUUGGUUAUUACGGUGUUAGCAUCCAUGCCACUCUUCUCUUGAAUAUACAUACAUACACUCUAUACCAUUUAUCAUUCUUUUAAACAAACCGUCUCCUUACGACCUAUAAAUAAACAAGCACAUCCGCAUACCUCGAUACAAAUCAGAACGUCCUCCAACACCUAAACAGACACCUAUCGACCAUCCUAUCUACCACAUCACCACCCAGCAUGCCCGAACGCCGCAACCCCUCCAGCUCCAAUGCGCCCGCCCGCCCCUCAGUCCGACGCAACCUCUUCCCCUCACACCUCCGAACCACCCACACCGCAUCCUCAACCACAACCCCGACGCACCUCUCUCACCCCUCACAUCCUAUUGCUCCUCUCCCGCGACGUCCCACUACCUCCUCAACUAGUACAUCCGCCGAAACACUACGAUUAGAUCACGGACAUACCUACCAUUCUCACUCUAACUCCCACGAUCGCGAUUUAAAUACCAAUCCCUUUCCUCAAAAUGGUCAUGCUAGUAGAAAUGGUAGUAGGAAUCAUAGUAGUCUUUCUUUUGAUGGGACGACGGAUAUAGUCAUGCGCGAUAAAAAUGGGAAUUUUGAUAUUGCGAAUAUGAUGUUAGGAGGGGGGAUGGAUAAUGGAGGGGGAUUGUUUGGGGGUGGGGAUGAGGAUAUGAUUGGGAUUGAAGGGGAGGAGGAGAGUAAGUUUUUGGAUUUCUUUUGAGGUUUCAGUAUUGGAGGGUGCGGGAGAGAUUAGUGAAAAAAAAAAGUUUCCAUGAUCUAUGAAGAAAAAUGCUAAUACAUAUGAAAAUAGAAGAAAGACAACGUCUAAACGAAUCAAUAAAACAUCAUCAACGCGAUCGCAAUCGUGCACCGAGUGAACCUGCUGGUUAGUUCAAUACCCUAUCCGUGUUAUACGUCAUACGCACCGACUCCCUUAUUUCAACAAUCACAUUCGAAACAAAUCAAAAGUUGCGCAAACAUAAUACUAACAAACAAUUCAAUAUAUAGAAUUACUAGAAGCAGUACGCAAUAGUCUACGUGCCAAAACCGCCGCCCUCUCAGAAGAUAAUUGGAUGUUUGAAGCAGAAAAUGAAGGGGUAACUCGAUAACCAAGUUACUUCAGCUGAACCGAAACGUCUAAUGAUAUGCAAUGCAGACAUCUGCAAAUGAGGAAAUGGAUGGAGCUUGUAUUGGAUAUUUUAUACAGACGAAAAAUUGCUCGGCGGGCAUUCUUGGGAUAUUUGGAGUACUAGACAAAUUUGUUUGACACGGCGUAUAAGAUGGAUAAAGGCAUGGAAAGAAAAUUGGUAUACCCAGGGUUAGCCCUACAAAUUGCGGCUAGUUUUAGGAGUCCUGGUAUUGGUAUCUAUUGGAUCUUUCUCCAAAUUUGUACGACUGUACAGCAGUGUGAAUUCAUCUUCCCAUCCCCAUUAACCCCUCACGCAAUACAAAACCCUCUAAUCCAAGCCCUCCGCCACCGGUGCUGC